Bactrocera tryoni is the source of this 1196-nucleotide messenger RNA. RefSeq names its product G patch domain-containing protein 4. Bases 73 to 1164 code for a protein of 363 amino acids. The transcript has a single exon. Gene Ontology annotation, cellular component: nucleolus. The record is from RefSeq and is a predicted model, not a curated record. Gene Ontology annotation, molecular function: nucleic acid binding. NCBI's taxonomy places the organism in Eukaryota, Metazoa, Arthropoda, Insecta, Diptera, Tephritidae. Gene Ontology annotation, biological process: regulation of ribosome biogenesis.
CAUUACCUGUCUCAUAAAAUAGCACAGUAAAGUAGUUCACGUUCUUGGCUCAAAUAAAUAAUAAAGACUCAAAUGGAUUUUGCUCGUAAAAUAUUAAAUAAAUACGGAUGGAAAGAAGGAGAUGGUUUAGGAAAACAUAACAAUGGCAUUGUCAAACCCUUGAAAGCUAGUAUGAAAUUUGACAAUGCUGGACUUGGUUCUGAUCAAGCAGCCAGUGAUUUCAAUAACCAUUGGUGGGAACGCGUUUUCAACGAGGCCGCAGAAAAUGUUGAUGUGAGAACGACAAAAAAUGGUGUAAGUGUGGACCUGAAAAACAAAGACGAAAGUGUAGAAAUAUCUACAAAGGAGUACUCGGUGAAAAAAUUGAAAAAAGCCAAGGAUCAAAGUUGCCCAAGUGACAACCGAUAUGAUAACUUUCUACAAUCAGCCACUCUUACAAAAUCGGGCGAUGAAAUUGAAAAUCCCAACAAAAUAGCUGUUGCAGACAUAUCCGUUAAGAAAUACAAACCUUUAACAGACGAAGAGUUAUUUCGUGCAUGUGGGGGACGUACUGCUCAUAAAGGAGCACGGCAUGGGUUGAAAUUAAGUGGAAAGCUAUCUCGUAUAGAACAGCAAGAGCAGGAGCUUCUAGCUAAAAUGGAAGAAAAGAUCAAGGAAUCGGCAAAAAAGGAUUUGAAAAGGAAAUCUGAUUUAAUUGUGGCACAUGAAAAGCAAAAGAAAAAGAAAAACAAGAGAUGCGCGGGACAUGAAUUAACCGAUUUAAAUUUAAGUAAAGAAAUUAAUUCUUUAACUGAAUUAAAGAAAAAUAAACGGGAAGAUAGUCCUGAAAAUAGCAACAUAAACGCAGAUGUAAACGUCAGAAAAACAAAGAAAACUAAGUUAGUGACUACCGAUGUUGUUCCAGAAGAGGUGCUAAAUGUAAAUGAAACCACAGUUUCUGGUUCUGUCAAUUCAAGCCAAAAUAAAAGGCGAAAAGAAAACUCCGAAGACCCAUGUAUAACACCAGAAAAAAGCAAAAAAUCAUCAAAGAACAAAAGAAAGCUAAAAUCGGAAGACCAUAUGGUUGAUGAACAUCAUGAUAAUAGCGAAGUAAAUAUAUCGAAUAAAUCAGAAAGUAACAAAACGAGGAAAAAAACAGAAAUGCCUUUAAAUAGUGAUAAAUAAAAAAGUAUAUAUACAUAAUAUUUUAACUUUUA